AUGUUCUACAGAGGAUAUGGAGAUGGUCCUGAUGGGCGUGAAAUGGGACCUAAGCGUCAGAGAAUGAUUGAUCAAGGUCCUCCAGGGCCGUUCUAUGCACCACAUCCUGGUUCUGGCUUUAUGUAUAACCCUUAUGGAUUCGUUUCUCCUCCACCUCCUCCUGCUUUUCCAGUGGUUCGGCUCCGUGGUCUUCCUUUUGACUGCGCAGAGCUCGACGUAGUAGAGUUCUUCCAUGGUUUAGAUGUGGUUGAUGUCUUGUUUAUUCACAAGAACAAUAAGCUCACUGGAGAAGCCUUUUGCGUUCUCGGCUAUCCUCUUCAGGUCGAUUUCGCGCUCCAUAAGAAUAGGCAGAACAUGGGAAGGAGAUAUGUUGAGGUUUUCAGGAGUACGAAACAAGAGUACUAUAAGGCUAUUGCUAAUGAGGUUGCGGAGUCUCGUGUCCAUGGUGGCAAUGCUGGUGGAGGUGGUGGGAGUGGAGGAGGAGGAGGAGGUGGUGGUGGAAGCGGUGGAUAUUCGCCGCCUCGGAGAAAUGUGCAGAGGGCUAGGUCGAGCGACGAUGGGAAAGAGAAUGCAGAGCAUACGGGUGUGUUGAGAUUGAGAGGAUUGCCGUUCUCAGCAGGGAAAGAAGACAUAAUAGACUUCUUCAAAGAUUUUGAGAUAUCUGAAGACUCUGUUCAUGUUACUGUUAACGGUGAAGGGAGACCAACAGGGGAAGCGUUUGUGGAGUUUGGGAGCGCUCACGAGUCGAGAGCUGCGAUGGUCAAGGACAGGAAAACGCUUGGGAGCCGUUACAUUGAACUGUUCCCUUCUUCGGUUGAAGAGCUAGAAGAGGCGCUAUCAAGAGGAAGGUGA
Molecule: messenger RNA, 852 nt
Organism: Microthlaspi erraticum
Lineage: Eukaryota; Viridiplantae; Streptophyta; Magnoliopsida; Brassicales; Brassicaceae
Source: the annotation of a GenBank genome assembly